AUGAGAAGCUGUGGUCCAACACCAGCUUUGACAAUCUUCGCUGUCGCAUACGCUCCAACAUCAAGCUACGAAAAAGAAGAAGUCGAAGCUUUGUAUAUGGACAUAGAGAAAAGAACGCCUGGAGGACUUCACAUCGGAACCCAUGGCCUUCAAUGGAGUGAACAGGGAGAAAAACUUUCCGAGCUCAUCAUGACGACUAAGACCAUCCAUGGGAACUCGCAAAUCCAGAAGCCCUCCUCUCUACGUUGGACGUGGGAGUCACCCGAUGGAGGGUAUCAUAAUGAAAUUGACCAUCGUCAUCGACAUCGUGAGCGUGGAGCUGCACGUGCUGCAGGCAACCAAGAAUUCACGUCCAAGCUCACAAAGCUUGCCAGAGAGGCGAUAAAGGAGGACCUCAAAGAGAGAAGAGCAGAAGUGUUGGCUGAAGCUGCAGAGGUGGAACAGAGCAUUCCUUAUGCCCCGUCGGAACUUCGCCAAUCGUAA
Messenger RNA from Necator americanus (New World hookworm), 483 nucleotides. RefSeq lists its product as uncharacterized. The record is from RefSeq and is a predicted model, not a curated record. NCBI's taxonomy places the organism in Eukaryota, Metazoa, Nematoda, Chromadorea, Rhabditida, Ancylostomatidae. The coding region runs from base 1 to 483 and encodes 160 amino acids. The transcript is spliced from 3 exons.